GCUUUGUGUAGUAUGUUUGUUUAUAAUAUGUGUGCUCUAUGUCUCUGUCUAGUACUGAACAGUGUAUGGUGCUACUUCAUUCCUUCGUCGACAAACAUCCACGCUGAGUUCAAGGAGUGUAGGUUUGCUGCUGAACUUCAUGUUCAGCGUCUUCUGAACUAAUAGUCACAGAAUUUAUAUUGCAAGUUGUUCUGUUAUACCCAAUGUUUCACUUUUCAC
This is a messenger RNA of Geodia barretti, 219 nucleotides long. NCBI's taxonomy places the organism in Eukaryota, Metazoa, Porifera, Demospongiae, Tetractinellida, Geodiidae. The record is from the annotation of a GenBank genome assembly.